AUGCUCACAUUACCGCGACAAGCACUUCGCCAUUCUAGAGCAUCGGUUGUACCGGAGCCAUCACCUGUUAAUAAAUCAUCUAUUGAAAAAAAUGAGGCAAAACAGAUUGAUUCGCUUGCAGCUCGAAGAUAUUGCACUUACGAUCUAAAUUGGAAAGAUUAUGGCGAACGUGGAAUGGAUGAUAAAAAAGGUGCUCCAGAUAUGAACAUACCCAAGAAUCCCGCACCUAACGCCCAUGUACCUCUUCCCCAGAUACACCUUACUCCUCAAAAAUUGUCAAAUGAAAGGAGAACGGAAAAAUUUGCACAACCUUUUGGCGGUAUAACUGUCACAGUUAUGCAAAAGGUUGAGAUCAAUUCUAAUGAUUGUAGCAGAAUUCCUCGGCCCGUAAGUGUCAUUAUGCAAAGAAAGGACCACCCUGUGCAAAGGUGGCCGCGACUUUUGUCAUCACAAAUAAGGAAUGACAAUAAAUCGGAUUUGAUGCAGAAAGUUGGUUCACUUGACACAAGUGACAGGUUUAACGCUCCGAAAAUUAUGGUAAAUGCUCCAACCUCAAACCCCGGAAAUUCUAAUGAUCCUACUGACAUGGAGGACGAAGAUGCGUUUUCGACCGUCCGACCUGUCACACCUCCAAAGUUGAUUCACGCCACUCUCGUACCUUUAGAGCAGUUUAGAAAGAUUAAAUUUACAGAGGAAAUCGCAAAUAAUACUGAACUAGUACUUGAUGGCAAGCGAGAAAGGUCGUUAUUUGACAAGCGUGCUCCAUUCGAGCAUGGCGUAUCCGUUAGAUUCGAACAAGAUGAACCAAAAAGUAUUAUUAACUCUGUAACCUUAAAUAAUCGUGUUUCACCCCGCCGGAAGUUAUCUCGCGCAAAUUCCAAGCGAAAAAGAACAAUGUUAUCACCAAGUGUCAAUCAAAGCGUACCCAAGUCAUCAACCGGUCCGAAGUUAAAUGUCCACAACAAUAACCAGGAUCUGCAUUCCCUGAAAUCAUCGUCACGUGCCAAUUCAGGGAAAGAGUCAUCAUCAAGUGUCAAAAGACCAUCCCAAAUCUUUAGACAACAAUUACUAGAGCAAAGUUUAUCCAUGUCACUGGCUGCCUUGGGAUCGAACAAUUUAACGACAAGCAUCAAAUCUGUACAAGAUGUACCAAAAAGUGCCAACCGACAAUUAACGCGUGUCAAUUCCAAGCGAAAAAGGUCUUCAAUUUCACCACCAGGUGCUAAACGAACUUCUCAGAUGUUUAGGCAAAGAUUAUUGGAACAGAGUUUAUCCAUGUCAUUCGCCGACCCAAGAUCAACCAAUUUACCCCAGUCAAAAUUACCAACACGUCGAUUGCCCAGAAAAAUAAGAGAUCGCGAGAUAACGACAGAAAAAACCAAUAAAGGAUAUUCACCGGCCCUUGAAGAACCAAAGGUCAAUGUUCUAUUGAUGCCCAAAAUAUUAGAUACCGAAGAGUUGUCCAAAAAAGUGAAACAAGAAAUGCAGAAACAGGCAAGAUUACAACCUCCACAACCGCCACCUAGACAAAUGACCCAUAAUUCACUGUCACCAAGUUCUACUCCAACAUUGCCGAGAUCGAGAUGCAAUACCCCAUCGGAAAUGAAAGUUCCGGGGUCUUUACCACUAAGAUCUGUGACUCCAAUCUCUCCAAGAUCUGUUUCAAUUGAACGUCCCCCGUUCCAGACUCACUUAUCACGUCACAGCAUUAUGAAAGUACCUUUUCCGAUGGCACUCCGUGUCUCUCCGAUGUUCUGA
Molecule: messenger RNA, 1758 nt
Organism: Acaulospora morrowiae
Lineage: Eukaryota; Fungi; Glomeromycota; Glomeromycetes; Diversisporales; Acaulosporaceae
Source: the annotation of a GenBank genome assembly